AUGACUCGGUUGAUUUUAAUUAUUUGCAUUGUGCUGUCAGCAGUUUUUCACAUUCAUGCUGAUAAAGGAGGUGUUUCCAACGGUCUUGUAAUUAGUUUGUCAAACCUAACUAAUAAUACUGAACAAAUUGUUCAAACACUUGGAACAACAUUUAAACAACAACGUGACGUUGUUCGUGCUCUUAAUAACAUAUCAACAGAAUUACCUCUUGCCAAUACAAUUCAUAGUGAUAUUGCUCAAAUUCCGUCUCUCGCUGGAACAAAUGCAUCAGCUCUUAUUAAUGCUAUUGUUGGUUCUUUCAAUAACACUAGAGGUGUUUUAGUCAUUGUAGGUCCAUUAUUAGAUAAUCUUGGGACUGCUCUUGGUCAAGUUCUACAAAGUGUUAUUGAACUUGUCCAACAAGUUUUACGAAUAGUUAUUCGUAUUCUUCGAGAUGUUGCAAAUACUCUACAAGGUACAUUUCAACAAUUUUUGACUGAUCUCGGUCGUCUUGGUGAUAUUCUUAUUAAUAAUCUUGCAAAUGCUGUUUUAACACAAUUAACUGAUAGUAAUCAGGCAGUAGCAAAACUUGGUGAUAUUUUUAACGGUAUUAUUGGAAAUUCUUCAACAUUAACUCCUGCACAAACUCUUAUUCUUGCACGUAUUAUAAAUAAUGUUCUCGGUCUUCAAAAUUCAUUAAGUAAUUUGAUAGCUCAAAUUCUUAAAGCAGUAAAUGCAUUAUUGCAAGCAUUAAUAAAGGCACUCCAAGGCAUUUCGAAUUCACUUCUUUCAUCAUUGACUGUUGCACUUGCUGAACUAGGUUCAAAUGGUGGUGGUAAUGGGCGACGUUCAAUUACAUAA
Messenger RNA from Rotaria sordida, 840 nucleotides. Lineage: Eukaryota; Metazoa; Rotifera; Eurotatoria; Philodinida; Philodinidae. The record is from the annotation of a GenBank genome assembly.